AUGGCAGAGCUUCGGUCGGCCCUUGCCGCGAGGCAACGGAAGGGCGAAGAAGAUAGAGUCUUUGAGGGCUACGGAAAACGAAAGUUCACAUUCAAAGAAGGCAAGAGGGGCGCAAACGUUGACCCAGAGAAAGUCCUACACUUGAUACAAGUGAAGGGCGUGGAGUCCCCAACAGAACCACUGGACAUUCAGAGCGAGCAAGAGGAGCGUCAGCACUGCGAUCCGGAAGAGCAUCACCAACCAUCAGAGCAGCAGCACAAGCAGCAACACCAGGAACAGCAGCAACAGAAUGGGGGGCAUGGAGCAGGCACUCCAGUUUCAUCGAAGCACGGAGCUUGCUCCCAUACACCAUCGCCGAAGAAGCAACUUAUUCUUGCUCACCGGCAUGACUGGGCAAGUCAGUUCCCCCUGCACUUUGCAAAGGACCAGAAAAGUCCAGAGGUGCAGGCAAAGGCAAGGGAGUUUGAGGGGACCCUCAAUCUCCCUAUGCAGGUUGCCUUGCGCAUUGCUCUUGUGUACCAGUUUAAAGAAGAUGGAAUUGGGGAAAGGAUUGCAAACGUGUAUUUGGAAGCUAUCAAAAGGCUGAGAGCAGGCGUGAAGUGUUCGAAGUUGUGCCACAGCUCUUUGAAAGUCAAGCGCAAGAUGCUACGGCUGCACUACCCCGAAGCAGCCUUGUCCCUCAAGACUUUGGGGAUUGCCGGUUUCUUUUCCGGUUCCACCCGCAUUGACUUCCACACGGUUAAGGAUCUGUACAUUGGCACACGACAUUCCGUGGAAUUCAGAGAAGUCAACGCCAAGAUUAAACCCUUGGGCCAGAUGCUGCAAGAGAGCCGCUGCUGCGUGCUCUCCACCACCUUCCGGACAUAUUCGUUGUUGAUGGACCGCCCCGCCGAUUUAGCUGCUCUCUGCGCCGUCGUUGACGUCUCCACAGGCCGCCACGGCCCAGCAGUGUGGGGCUCAGGAGGCGUCACUGAUGCGGUGUUCGCUACUGGACUCCAGGCGAGGCGCAUCAACUGA
Molecule: messenger RNA, 1017 nt
Organism: Eimeria maxima
Lineage: Eukaryota; Apicomplexa; Conoidasida; Eucoccidiorida; Eimeriidae
Exons: 7
Coding region: 1-1017 (338 amino acids)
Source: RefSeq, a predicted model, not a curated record